This is a messenger RNA of Leptosia nina, 1614 nucleotides long. The record is from the annotation of a GenBank genome assembly. Lineage: Eukaryota; Metazoa; Arthropoda; Insecta; Lepidoptera; Pieridae.
AUGCGUUCUAAAAGGAAUAAAACAAACAAAAGUGGAAUUGAAUCUGCUGCCAGUUCGUUUCAAUCGGUGGACAGUUAUGGAGUAUUUGGAAGCACCUGUUCCGACUUCUCAGAAUGCGAAGAAGGUGAAAAUAGAAAACGGACUUGCAGCUACAGUAAUUCGUGUGUCCCGACGAGUGGCGCCAGUUACCACAGUAUGAAGGAUCGCGAGACUGUUCCUCUGUUGUUGACGCCCAAUUACAACACCCCCUAUAAGAGCUUACACUGCAAUAGUUCGGACACCUUAGGCCCAGGAGAGCUGUCGGACACAGAUAUUAUAGCUACGUACAAACGCACUUAUGACAAACCUAUCAAAUCGCAGAUGACAAAGCAAAGCUCGUUAGUCACCAUCUUCUCAAUAUGGAACACGAUAAUGGGUUCAUCUCUGCUGACGAUGGCGUGGGGCGUAGAACGAGCUGGUCUGCCGGCGGCGUUGCUGCUCGUCGGCCUGAUGGCGGCUCUUUGUCUCUUUACCGCGUACCUUUUAAUACGCGUUAAUGCUUACCACGGUGGUGACAGUUUUGAGGUGCCUUCCCUGUGCCGCGCCCUCCUCGGUCCGACGGCAGAAGUAAUUGCGCACGCGUUCAGCCUUCUGGUUCUCACGGGCGCUAACGUCGUCUACUGGAUCCUAAUAACUAAUUUUCUUUACUACACCGUUAAUUAUUUUAUUGAGGAACCCUUGGUGAAUGCGACGAGCCUCAAUUCCUCAGUGCUAUGCCCUAAGCAGGAGUUGAUUCCAGGGUCCAGCAGCGAAAGCCACGAUCCCUCGCCGUACUGGGGCCUCCACACGACCGUCCCGCUCUACGUAGCGGUCAUCGUAUUCCCGUUAUUAAACUUUAGAAAUGUGUCGUUCUUUACGAAGUUUAAUUCUUUAGGUACGCUGUCCGUCCUCUACCUCCUGAUCUUCGUGGUGGUGAAGAGCGCGUCGUGGGGUGUCAACUUGAACGUGCCGAUGACGUCUCGAGGGGGUCUGGACGCGGCGGUGCUGAGCGGGAUGUUGGCGCUGUCUUUUUACAUCCACAACAUCAUAGUUACUAUUAUGAGUAAUAAUAAGAGGCAGGAUAAAAAUGGUCGCGACCUCUCGAUAGCGUUCCUGCUGGUGACAGUCACGUACACAGUGGUCGGAGCCGUGUUCUACGUCUGCUUUCCACUAGCCAAGAGCUGCAUUGAGGAUAAUAUUCUAAAUAAUUUCGAAAUGCACGACGUGAUGACGGUUGUCGCGAGAGCAUUGUUAUUGUUUCAAGUGAUAACCGUCUACCCACUGGUUGUGUUUAUGCUAAGGACAGAAGCAGUUCUGCUGCUUCCACUGAAGGACUCCAGGAAGUUGACGUUUGUAAUGAACUUGUUGUUAAUAAGUGUUAGCAUUCUCGUCGCUUGCUUGUGCCCCAACGUUGGUACUAUUAUCAGAUAUACAGGCGCUGUGAGCGGCCUAGUCCACGUCUUCACUCUUCCGUCUCUCUUGUACAUGCGAUCCUUGCAACUUCGUGGGAAACUCACUCUCAUAAAAGGACUGUUCUAUACGUCGAUUAUCGUCUUCGGGACCGGCAACCUGAUCAUGCAGUUCUUUAUAACAUAA